Messenger RNA from Myxocyprinus asiaticus (Chinese sucker), 2305 nucleotides. Its product is annotated as H-2 class II histocompatibility antigen, E-S beta chain-like. The record is from RefSeq and is a predicted model, not a curated record. The transcript has 5 exons. Gene Ontology annotation, molecular function: MHC class II protein complex binding. Gene Ontology annotation, biological process: immune response; positive regulation of T cell activation; immunoglobulin production involved in immunoglobulin-mediated immune response. Lineage: Eukaryota; Metazoa; Chordata; Actinopteri; Cypriniformes; Catostomidae. Gene Ontology annotation, cellular component: MHC class II protein complex; membrane. Bases 79 to 837 code for a protein of 252 amino acids.
AUUAUUAUCACAAAACAAAGCAAAACAAAAAAAGAACGCCUGAAACUACAUUUCAUUUGGCCUUUCCAAGAGUGUGAAAUGUCACAGCCCAACGUAAUGUUUUCUUACUUCAUAUUGAUGAUGUCUGCUUUCAUCACAAUAGCUGAUGGAUAUUAUUGUUACAUAAUGGAUGAAUGCCUCUACAGUUCCCAUGAUCUCAGUGAUAUGGUGUAUCUUCAGUCAUAUUGGUUCAAUAUGGUUAUGGACAUACAGUAUAACAGCACUCUAGGAAAGUUUGUGGGGUUAACUGAGUAUGGAGAGCAUGUUGUAGAGGGCUGGAACAGAAAUCUCAACUUUAUUCAACAAAUGCAAGCUCAGGUGGACACAUACUGCAAACCUAAUGCUCAAUUCUUGGAAACAGCUCUCCGUGAUAAAGCCGUGCAACCGAAGGUUAUGCUCAGAUCAGUGAAGCGAGCUCAAGGCAAGCAUCCAGCCAUGUUGAUGUGCAGCGUGUAUGACUUCUACCCAGAACAAAUCAAAGUGUCCUGGUUGAGAGAUGGUGAACCAGUGGCCUCUGAUGUGACCUCUAUUUUGGAGAUGGCUGAUGGGGACUGGUACUAUCAGAUUCACUCUGAGCUAGAGUACACCCCAAGAUCUGGAGAAAAGAUCUCUUGUGUGGUGGAUCACGCCAGCUUCAAUAAACCCAUGAUUGUAGACUGGGAUCCCUCUCUCCCUGAGUCUGAGAGGAAUAAGAUUGUUAUCGGGGCCUCUGGACUGGUGCUGGGAAUUGUCAUAGCAGCUGCUGGACUCAUUUACUACAAGAAGAAAUCAACAGGGAGGAUCCUGGUACCACAUUAACUAUAGUAUGUCCAAUAUAACAUGAUGACGACUGAAAGAAGAAGCAGUGGAUCACUUUAUAUUUUUGAGUGGCAAAGUCCCUUUAUUCUGAACGUUUAACAUUUAAAAUAAUAAUAAAAAAGAAAAUAUUGCAUCAAAUAUGAUGCAUGUGAGUGACUUAUAUUAGAGCAUCUUUAUGUAAUGUUUGUAAUGAUAAAGUAAUACCUCUGUGUUGAUUAUAGGGAUUAGGGAAAACAAACUGGUGUUACAAUUGAGCAACAAAACUCUUUGUUCCCAUGCUACAGUAAAAAAGCAUGGCACAAAGGUUGGCUUUACAUCAGAGCGGCAGUAUUCUUUGAACUCCUCUUCUUAAAAACAGAGGAUGGACUACACUCUUAAAACAGAAUACAUAGAUAAUAAAUUAAUUACCAACUAAAGCCUUCAUCAGCCGAAUAACAAAGGACAAUGCAUCUAUGUGAACUUCUGCAGUUAAUCUAGGAUGGACUUCAAAGACAUUAGUCAUUAAUCUUACAGUUCAUACAAAAUCUUUGUUUAAACACUGACCCUUAACACUUACUUAGUUUGAUAAUUUUAAACCAUGACUUGCACUAUACAUAAGUCAUAUUGGCAUUAUAUUCAUGAUGUUAGCCAGAGGGGAACUGGCCCCACAGUGAGCCUGGUUUCUCCCAAGGUUAUUUUUCUCCAUUAACCAACAUCUUAUGGAGUUUUGUGUUCCUUGCCACAGUCACCUUUAGCUUGCUCACUGGGGGUCUAAAUAUAAUUAUUAUUAUUUACUUAUUUAUUUAAUUAUUAUUAUUAUUUUCUUAAUACACAAUUUAAAAUCACAAUUUUAUCAAACUACACAAUGUUGACUCUGACAUCACAAAUAUUACAACUUCAUGUUUUGUUAAAGCAUAAUUUUCUGUAAAGCUGCUUUGAAACGAUGUGUGUUGUGAAAAGCGCUAUACAAAUAUUUCUGGCAUCGUUGAGUCAUUCCGUCCUUCGGAUGAGACGUUAAACCGAGGUCCUGACUCUCUUUGGUGAUUAAAAAUCCCAGGACACUUCUCGAAAAGAGUAGGGGUGUAACCCCGGUGUCCUGGCCAAAUUCCCCCUAUUGGCCCUUAUCAAUCAUGGCUUCCUAACUAUCCCCAUCCAUUAAUUGGCUGUACCACUCUACUCUCUCUUCUCCACCAAUAGCUGGUGUGUGGUGAGUCUAGUGGCGCACUAUGGCUGCCGUCGCAUCAUCCAGGUGGAUGCUGCACACUGGUGGUGGUUGAGGAGAGUCCCCUUGUUCACUAUGUAAAGCACUUUGAGUGUAGUGUCAGAAAAGCGCUAUAUAAAUGUAACAUUCAUUCAUUCAUUCAUUCAUUCAAAUAAAGAUGACUUGACUUGAAAAAUGACUGAACUGACCUUAUUCACAGCAGCGCCAUCAUUGAUGUUUGACGGAAAUGACAACAAGGCUGUUAGGGAUAGAUGUAGAGUCUCUUCA